Messenger RNA from Haemonchus placei, 456 nucleotides. The record is from the annotation of a GenBank genome assembly. Lineage: Eukaryota; Metazoa; Nematoda; Chromadorea; Rhabditida; Trichostrongylidae.
AUAAAUCAUAUCAUCACCACACCAGACACAACCACCUCACGACUACAACAAGAACAACUGAGAGGAGUGGUAGCAUCACAAGCAGAACGUAUCCGUCAAUUAGAGCAACAAGUGGAGAACAUGGAAAGAGAUCUGUGUGUCUGCCGUGAAGCCUAUGAUCUUCUCGAGUUUCAAAUACUUGAAAAUGAGCAGAACAACAAAUGCUCGGUGAGCGCAUUUUUUAGAUAUUGGGGCACUGCCUUCGAACUGCAAAUAGAGAAACUAGGAGUAUGCCAAAAAGUCGAAUUUGUGCGUGCUAAAGCGGUUUUGGGUGCUCCGGCCGACGCGAAUGGGGGCAUUAUCUUGCAUGAAUACGAGGUUCUGCUGCCAAUUCUAAUAGUACCAAAAAGGAAGGAAAGCAUGGCGGAUUACAACUCGAUAACUGGAAGAUUCAAGCUUGCUGACAACCAAGCAUAA